Molecule: messenger RNA, 284 nt
Organism: Suricata suricatta (meerkat)
Lineage: Eukaryota; Metazoa; Chordata; Mammalia; Carnivora; Herpestidae
Product: splicing factor U2AF 35 kDa subunit-like
Exons: 2
Biological process (GO): mRNA splicing, via spliceosome
Cellular component (GO): spliceosomal complex; U2AF complex
Molecular function (GO): metal ion binding; pre-mRNA 3'-splice site binding
Source: RefSeq, a predicted model, not a curated record
GGGCAGCGGCGCGUUCACCCCUCCUUCCAGUUUCGCCGUGAGGAGGACGCGGAGAAGGCCGUGAUCGACCUGAACAACCGCUGGUUCAACGGGCAGCCGAUCCACGCCGAGCUGUCCCCGGUGACGGACUUCCGGGAGGCGUGCUGCCGCCAGUACGAGAUGGGGGAGUGCACGCGGGGCGGCUUCUGCAACUUCAUGCACCUGAAGCCCAUCUCCAGGGAGCUGCGGCGGGAGCUGUACGGGCGCCGGCGCAAGAAGUGAGUCCCGGGGCGCGGGCGCGCGUG